Suncus etruscus (white-toothed pygmy shrew) is the source of this 3132-nucleotide messenger RNA. RefSeq names its product RB binding protein 8, endonuclease (gene RBBP8). The record is from RefSeq and is a predicted model, not a curated record. NCBI's taxonomy places the organism in Eukaryota, Metazoa, Chordata, Mammalia, Eulipotyphla, Soricidae. Gene Ontology annotation, cellular component: site of double-strand break. The coding region runs from base 139 to 2835 and encodes 898 amino acids. The transcript is spliced from 19 exons. Gene Ontology annotation, biological process: DNA double-strand break processing involved in repair via single-strand annealing; double-strand break repair via homologous recombination. Gene Ontology annotation, molecular function: double-stranded DNA binding; flap-structured DNA binding; double-strand/single-strand DNA junction binding.
GAGCAUCCGGGGACUUCCGAGAAUCUCCGGGCGCGGUAGGAAGCGAUAUUUCAUCUGUUUCAAGACAACUUUAUACUAUAAAUGUACCAGAAAUGACCAGAAAACAUUAGGGAAAUAGAGUGGAGUAUAUUAAGCAAGAUGAACAUCUCUGGAAGCAGUUGUGGAAGCCCUGGAUCUGCAGCUAUAUCGAAUGACUUUAAAGAACUUUGGACAAAAUUAAAGGAGUACCAUGAUAAAGAAGUACAAGAUUUACAAGUAAAAGUAACCAAACUAAAAAAAGAACGAAUUUUAGAUGCACAGAGACUAGAAGAAUUCUUCACCAAAAAUCAACAGCUGAGAGAACAACAGAAAUUCCUUCAAGAAACCAUUAAAGUUUUAGAAGAUCGAUUAAGAGCAGGAUUAUGUGAUCGCUGUGCAGUCACUGAAGAACAUAUGCGGAAAAAACAGCAGGAGUUUGAGAAUAUCCGGCAACAGAAUCUUAAGCUAAUCACAGAGCUUAUGAAUGAAAAGAAUACUCUUCAGGAAGAAAAUAAAAAGCUCUCUGAACAACUGCAACAGAAAAUUGAGAAAGAUCAAGAGCAAGCAACUGAACGUGACUGUGAGGAAAAUAUUAUUCCAGAUUCACCCAUAACAUCCUUUUCAUUUUCUGGCAUUAACCGGCUACGAAGAAAGGAAAACUUUCAUGUCCGAUAUGUAGAACAUACACGAACUAAACUGAAGCACACUAUGUGUCCAAAUGAAAUAAGAAAGGUUUCAAAGACUUCUGCUCAGUCAAAACAUAACCCCGGUGAAAAUGAAAUUCUUGUUCCUGACACUUGUGAUCAAAGUCAAUCUCCAAUGACUAGAACACAUGGAACAAAAAGUUAUUCCACUGUUAAAUCAUCUUUUGAUAAUUCUACAAUUGUUGCUGAGACACUUGGAAUUAACAGUCAAGAAGAAUCUGAACCUCAAGGUCCCAUGAGCCCUCUUGGCGAUGAACUCUACCACUGUCUGGAAGGAAGUGACAAGCAAUCUUUUGAAAAAUCUACACGGUAUAGUGAAGAUACUUCAAGAUUUUCAGAUUCUAUUCCAAACCUUCCUCAAGAAGAAGUGACUUCUCGGGAGUCAUCUCCUGUGUUUGGAGCUACCCAUAAUGUGAAAAAUGGUUUAGGUUUGAAUAUAAGUUUGUCCCCUUCUCUUCUAGAGACUGAGAAAAAAACUCAUUUGAGAAUAGCACCUUUCAGCAAUUCUUUUAAUUCUAGAUCAGAGAAAGCUAGAUCAAAAUCUGAAGAUGGUGCCCUUUUCAUACAUCAUAAUAUUGAGUCUGAAGUGAGUAAAAUGAUUAGUCAGUCAUCUUCUAAUAAGCAUAUGUUUACAAAUAAAAAGGCUGGUGAGCCCAUCGGUGAACAGAAGAAUACAGAUCAUAUCAAAGAUGCUAUUAUUGAUAAAGAUAAACAUUUAGUGUCCCUGAAAUCACUGGGAGGCAAAACAUCUAAAAGGAAGAAAACUGAUGAAGAUAGUGAAGAUGGAGUAAACUUCCCUCAAGCCUCUGUUGACAAAGAAAAUGCUUUCCCCUUUCCAAUGGAUAGUCAUUGUACCGGGAAUGGAGACUAUAUGAUGGAUAAACCUCUGGAUCUAUCAGACCGAUUUUCAGCUGUUCAAGAGAAAGAACAAGAAAAAAGUCAAGUAAGGGAGUCCACUAUAACCAGAUUAAGGCAAUUAAAUCUUUAUGAGACUUUAAAGCCCAUUUCAAAAGGCUCUUCCUUAAACCGAAAGGCCCUGUGUAGGAGCUCUGUGUCAACUGAAGAUUCCUCAGAAGAAGAGGCAUGUUUACAGGACAGCAUCCUUCAGUCCCUGAAUAAAUCUCCAGACAGUAAAACACCGUUACAAGUAAAGGAAGAAAACCCCGUUUUUAAGAUCCCUCUUCGUCCAAGUGAAAGUUUGGAGACAGAGAGUCUUUUGGAUGACAUGAAGGGUGCUGUAUCUCGUGAGCCAAGUAAAAAAAAAAGAUCAGCUCAUGGAGCAUGUGAACUUACAUCAGUUCUUCAGUUAAAUCCUUGUAGAAUUGCUAAAACACAGUCUCUGCAGAACAGCCAAGAUAUAUCCUUAGAAAAUAACCAAUGGAGUAUAGAUCCAGGAGCAGACCUUUCUCAGUAUAAAAUGGAUAUUACUGUAAUAGAUACAAAGGAUGGAAGUCAGUCAAAAUUAGCAGGGGGAGAGACUGUGGACGUGGACUGUACAUUGGUUAGUGAAACUGUGCUUUUAAGAAUGACGAAACAAGAACAAAAGAGAGAAAAAUGUCUAGAUGGAGAAAGAACAAUGAAUGAUAGUUUAGAAGACAUGUUUGAUCGAACAACACAUGAAGAAUAUGAAUCCUAUUUGCCUGGUAGCUUCCCACAAGAAGCAGGUGAAGACGAAGAAGUGUCACUUGCCACAAAGAAAUUAAAUGGUCAUGGUGAUAAACAAGAUAAAGUCAAACGGAAAGCAUUAGUGGAGCCAUAUUUUAAGGAUAAUGAAAGAGAGAACGGCAUACAAAAUUUUCCUCAUAUUGAGGUAGUUCGGAAAAAGGAAGAGAGAAGAAAGUUGCUUGGACACACAUGUAAGGAAUGUGAAAUUUACUAUGCAGAUUUUCCAGCAGAAGAAAGAGAAAAGAAGUUGGCUUCCUGCUCUAGACACCGAUUCCGAUAUAUUCCUCCUAACACUCCAGAGAAUUUCUGGGAAGUUGGUUUUCCUUCUACUCAAACUUGUAUGGAAAGAGGUUACAUUAAGGAGGAUCUUGAUCCUUGUCCCCGUCCGAAGAGACGGCAGCCUUACAAUGCAAUGUUUUCACCAAAAGGCAAGGAGCAGAAGAUAUAGAUGUUCAAGCCAAAGCAGGAUGUCACAGGACAACUUUUUAUUUCUUAGUUAUUUAUAGUUAAAAUUGAUGUCAAAUAUUAAGUUUUUGAUCUUUAAUUUGAUUUAUAAAUCAUUUUUCUAUUAAAAACAUUUUCAAGUGGCAUUUACCUACCAUACACACAUCUAUUUAAAAGGAGGGUCUGUUUGUUGUAUUUUCUUGCUUUUGCACCUUUAAAAGAGGAAGGUGCUUUCAUUUUGCACUCUAAUUUAAGAGUUGUUUAUAUACUUUAUUUGUUAAUACUAAUUACAGUUUUGAAA